CGCCCCUCAUUAACUUGAGUCCGAAGCGCUACCGGGAUACGGAGUUUACCCAUAUGAGAGGAGAGGGUGACCAGUUUUAGACCGAACGGAACUGAUUACAUCUGCAAAAAUGGUCGAGGCUUUCUGCGCAACAUGGAAACUGGUGGACAGUAAGAACUUCGAUGAAUACAUGGAGGCAUUAGGAGUUCCUUUUGCCACAAGACAAGUGGGCAAUGCUACCAAAACAACAGUAAUAAUCAGCACGGAUGGAGAAAGAGUGAUGUUGAGAACCCUAAGCACAUUCAGGAAUACCGAAUAUGUAGCGAAAUUUGGAGAGGAGUUUGACGAGGAGACACCUGACGACCGAAGAGUAAAGUCUACCUUUACCAUGGAGGGAGACAAAUUUGUGCAUACACAGAAGUGGGAUGGGAAAGAGGCCAGACUGAUUAGCGAAAUCAAGAAUGGAAAGAUGGUGAUGACGUUAAACUUUGAGGACGUCACAGCUGUCCGCACAUAUGAGAAGGUGGAAAGGAGGACAUCAUUUAUCCAAGUACAGUAAACCAACCAGAAGCAGCUUUACGUUUUACUUGAACUGAAAAAUAAACAUGUUUUUUUUAUUAUUAUUUCAAAUAA
This is a messenger RNA of Poecilia reticulata (guppy), 612 nucleotides long. Its product is annotated as fatty acid-binding protein, brain-like. Gene Ontology annotation, molecular function: lipid binding. NCBI's taxonomy places the organism in Eukaryota, Metazoa, Chordata, Actinopteri, Cyprinodontiformes, Poeciliidae. The record is from RefSeq and is a predicted model, not a curated record.